CGCAACGUGAGGUCUCAGUCACACCCCCCCCACUUAACAACACGCCAGCAUCGGUCCAACUCGUUUUUUUCUUCUUCCUCUUCUUGGCAAUCCAAGUCCAAGUCGAUUCUCCUGCCAUUCCUUGCGCUGACCACGUACGCUAGACCGGCAGGCUCCGCUGGUCUCGUCUAGAACCCAAACGCCCAGCAGCACCCACCCAGUGCUCCAGUUUGUUUCUAGCUACUCUCAUCGACCGACUCGACGUCGGGAACAUCUAGCCCACCCCACCAAAAUCGGUUUAUACGUCAUUCUUAUCUCUUUUCAUCUUUCUCCAUCAACAUGAGUCUUCGUCCACCUUCUACGAGUCGCAGCCCGUCCCCGGCAAAUGACAGUGGCAGGGCCGCCACUGCACGUCAGUCUUUGGGGCCCUCCACUAGGGGUAAUGGCGGUCUCGUGCCCUCUUCUCCCCGCCCCGGCGGUAUCAGUUCCAAUGCCCGUCCGACCAGUGAGCUGCUCGGCGGUUCUGGCAUGUUCCAGACACCUGAGGCGGAAGCGCUCGACCAAUGGUUCGAAAACCUUCAGAGCUACGAAGCCACCCUAGAAGAGAUGGCCGCCGCCUCCUUGGACGUUAAUUUUAAAGAAGAACUCAGCGCCAUCGAGCAAUGGUUCAAGGUUCUCUCGGAAGCAGAGCGCACAGCCGCUCUUUACAGUCUUCUCCAACAUUCCACUCAAGUUCAGAUCAGAUUCUUCAUUACCGUCUUGCAGCAGAUGGCUAGGUCGGACCCAAUGACCGCUUUGCUCAGUCCCGCAAUGGGUGGUUCGAUGCAAAGUCAGAUGGAGGCCAAACUCGCGUCUAUCAAGUCACCGGGCCUCAAGUCUGGUCUUCCUGCUUCGCCUACUACCCGGAACUUCAGCGGAACCAAUCGUCAGUCUCUUAUCUUGGACAACUCCUCCAAUUUCCUUUCUCCUGAUUCUGCUGCCAAUCCCUCGCCAUCUGCUGAUGCCGCUGCGACUCUGGCCCAGCAGAGGGCCAAGUUCAAGGCGACCAAUGCUGCGCAUCGCAUUUCGGCACCUGUCCUUUCGUCCCCUUCAGUUGGUGAUGGACGUCCGACUACGUGGGGCUCGCAACUCAGUCAGCUUGCUGAACAGAAUGGGCCUUCUCAGGAGAUAGCUAUCAGCUCACGCCCGAAGAGCACCGAGUUUGUGGCAUCGCCCCGUGCUUCCAAUGGGGAGGUGACGCUACCCCCAAGUGACAGCUGGGCUAGCAUGGUCAACACACCUCUCAUCCCCAUGUUCCAGAAAGAAAAUCGCUUGAACACUCAGUCUUUCGAUGCCGCGAGCACCAAGCUGAACGAUUGGAACAAGUCUGCUGCGCCAGGCGUUCCCAUGAUGGGUGACCCUACGAUUCACAAACGCACCUCCAAACCCCCUACAGGUAACGACAGCCGCGAUGUUCAAAGUAGUAUCUACGACGAUAACGGAAACAUGAUCAAUGCAGGGCAACAACAAAAUCAAAACCGCGGUGGUGGCAACUUGAGGAACGCUAACUUGGGUGCUGGUGCGCCUGGUGGGUCCAACUGGUCUGGGGCAAGGAGCCCGGGGCUUCCAGGCUCGGCCUCAAACAACAGUCGAUACGACGACGGUGCCGGGAACCUCAACUCGAUGAAUGGACUGGGCAUGCAGAUGGGCGGAUUCGGGAUGAGUCCGCUGGGUAUGCCCAAUAUGGGUGGGAUGCCUCCGUUGAAUCCGUUCAACAACGUGUUCAGCGCCUUGGGUAUCUCCCCCGAGACGCAGCUGUUGGCGGCUCAGAUGGCUGCGAGCGGAUUUGGUCAGGCGAAUUGGUUAGGGAUGCAGCCCCAGAGUGCAGGGCUGAAUAAUAACAACAGACGCCACCAGCCCAAGUCGGCUAUCAUGAAGAGUCCGACCAGUGCUGGAAGCGGCGGGACGCCCAAAGCUGAGGACGACGUUGACCCGCAGCUAUUGAAUGAUGUUCCUGCGUGGUUGAGGAGUUUGAGGCUACACAAGUAUACGCCGAACUUUGAGGGUAUGAAGUGGCAGGAUAUGGUUGUGUUGGAUGAGGAGGCAUUGGAAGAAAAGGGUGUGGCUGCGCUUGGGGCGAGAAGGAAGAUGUUGAAAACGUUUGAGCUGGUUAGGAAGAAAAUGGGCAUUGAGGGUGGUCCGCCGCAGUCAAGCUCUGCCAUUGGCUCACCUUGAAGUUGACCGAGAAUAACAGACUGGAUCCUUCACUGUGAUUCGAAAAGGCGAAAUAUCGCAAGAGGUGUAUUUUCUGUGUCCAUUCUCAGUUUUUCCUUACUUAAAAAACGUAUCCUUUGUGAUGGCCAAAAUUGGACUAGCCUACAUAUGUAUUGGUUCCCAUUUUCUAAUAUUCUAUACCUCUCAAUGAAUGAACGAACGUUGCUCUAUUCCUCUCAGACUCGUGUGCGUGUAAGCAUUCUCAUUGCUAUAUAUAUAACUGUGGGUUAUUUUCGCCAGGGUGCCAUGGGCUGUUGUUAGCAUUGUAUUUAGACCUGGGGCGUGUC
Guyanagaster necrorhizus is the source of this 2519-nucleotide messenger RNA. RefSeq lists its product as uncharacterized. Gene Ontology annotation, molecular function: mRNA binding; protein binding. Bases 319 to 2193 code for a protein of 624 amino acids. The record is from RefSeq and is a predicted model, not a curated record. Lineage: Eukaryota; Fungi; Basidiomycota; Agaricomycetes; Agaricales; Physalacriaceae. Gene Ontology annotation, cellular component: P-body. Gene Ontology annotation, biological process: nuclear-transcribed mRNA poly(A) tail shortening; regulation of mRNA stability. The transcript has 3 exons.